Lucilia cuprina (Australian sheep blowfly) is the source of this 5897-nucleotide messenger RNA. RefSeq names its product transcription factor E2f1 (gene E2f1). Gene Ontology annotation, biological process: regulation of transcription by RNA polymerase II. Bases 2715 to 5393 code for a protein of 892 amino acids. The transcript is spliced from 7 exons. Gene Ontology annotation, cellular component: RNA polymerase II transcription regulator complex. NCBI's taxonomy places the organism in Eukaryota, Metazoa, Arthropoda, Insecta, Diptera, Calliphoridae. Gene Ontology annotation, molecular function: DNA-binding transcription factor activity, RNA polymerase II-specific; protein dimerization activity; RNA polymerase II cis-regulatory region sequence-specific DNA binding. The record is from RefSeq and is a predicted model, not a curated record.
GCUUCGUUUGCUACACUCAUUAAUGGUUGUGGUGUGUUUAUUUCUUCUCAUAUAAAUGAAUAAGUUUUGGUUUUUUUUAUUAAUGUCGCGGUGGAAUUAAACCUUUUACACAAUUUCUUUUAUAUUGUUGUUUUUUUAAUGAAAAAAGUAUAUUGUAUAUAUGAAAAUUUGCUGUUGUUUUUGGGGUUGUAUAACUAAAAUAAAUGUUGAAAAAAAGAAAAACGAAGAGGCGUUUUCAAAACGAAGUUUUUGAAGAGUAAAAAAAGAAAUUAUUAUAAAGUGAAAAAGUUCUUAAAUGUGAAGGAAAAUCAAUUGCAAUAAGUUAAACAAAUUAUAAAAAGAAAAAUUUUUUUCGUUUAAAAUCGUUAUAAAUCGUUUUUAACCCAAAAUCAAAAAAAAAAGUAUCAAGAAAUAAAUAUAUGAAGAAAGAAAACGCAAAAACCGGCCUUAAAUAGUAUCUAGAUACGAAAAAUAAAAGAUGAAAUAAAACACAAAAACAACACAACAUUUUGUUGUUGUUUUUCUUUUAAUUUUAUUUUGUUGUGUUAACAUCGCUUAUUCGUCGUGCGGUUCGGUUCGUAAAAGCAGACAAAAUAUAAAAAUUCUUUGCCGGUCAUAGUCAUUUGUACGCUUUGCCGCCAUAUACCGUCCGAAAAAACACGUCGCCAACACACUAAAUCCAAAAUCUUUAAUAAAAAGUGUAAAAGAAAAUCUAAUGCAUUCUUUAAAUUGGUUUAAAGAAUAGCAGAAUAAAAAGAUUUCUUACAAAGUUUUUAAGUAAUUUUUAUGAAAAUAAUCUUGAAGUUUUAACAAAUGAAAAUUUAAAGAAAAAGAGAGAGAAAACAAAUCUAAACCGACAACUUAAGCAAAGAAAACAACAACAAAAAAGAUGAAAUAAAUUAAAAAAGCACCUUCUCCAAAAUAAUAUACACAAGAAAAGAAACUAUUUAUUAAAAAAAAAACAAAACAACAACAAAUCAUCAGCUAACAGUAUAAUGUGUCAUUAUAACAUAUUUGAUAACACCAAACUACUAAGAGCACUACAAACAGCAACAACAAACGUAACAGUUUUAAAGAGAUAAUGUUAAGUAUUAACAUAAACUGAAUGAAUGAAUGCAUCACACUCAAUAAAAUAAAUAAAAGAGGCUGCUGCUAUUGAAUAAAAACAAACAAACAAAAAAAAUACCAACAACAAGUGAGAGCCAGUCAAAACGCCAGAGAAAGAACGAGAAGGAGAGAGAUAGAUUGAGAAAAAGUUAAAUCUCAUUUAAAAUAUAGAAAUCCUUUGCAAAUCAUCUGUGAUAUAUCUUCCAAUUAUCUGCUACACUUAAACAAAUAACAAAAACAAAAAACUUUACUUAAAUUAUUUUAAAAUCUUUGAGAGUGACUACCACAAUACAAAAAAAAACACACACAUACAAAAAUUAUUAUAUAUUUCUCUCUACCACCGAUUUUUUAUUUUCUAAGUUUAUAUAAAAAAACAAAUAUUUAGUUUGUUUUUAUUUUAACAACAACAGCUUAACACAAGUAGAAAAGUUAAAUUUUGUGCUCUUUGGUAACUGACGCAUCAUCAAUUUAUAAAACACAAAAACUCAUUUUGAAAUAAAAAUAUAAAAACAAAACAAAAAGAAAUUGGAGAAAAAGACGUAGAUUUUGUUAGCAGGCCACUGUUAACUUCACACUCACACCGUGUAGACACUUUAGAGUUACCCACUUUAUGCCUCUACUCGUCAAGACAGCCACAGCGCCAAGCAACCUCCAACUAUAUUCUCGUUAACGCCGCCACAUUAUAAUACGUGCUGUUAAAAGCGUAGUAGUGUCUACUAAAAAUUGAAAAACUGGCUGACACGACAAUUCAAUUCUACUUUAAAAACCAGAACCAGAAAAAUCCCUUUGAAAACUACAUAUAUUUUAAAGAAAACAACAAUGGCGGCAUAGACUUUCCUCACAAAUUGAACGUUUGUUUCUACACAGAGAAAAGAUGGAAUCCGUAGGUGCUAAUUUUAGAAAUUAGAAAACAUUAAAUAAAUAUUUAAAUAAAUUCAACAAAGUACAACAAUUGCAACAUUUAAGCAAAUCCAAAUAAAAAAGAAUUUUUAAGGAACUGAGCAGCAACUUCCUUAAGCUCACAAAAGCUAAAAAUAGAAACAGCUAAAAGCAAAAAAGAAAGCACUCGAGAAAAGCAGCUGAAAACUUAAAAAAGGUUAAUUCGUUAUUCAUGGAAAAGAGUAAAAAAUUUAAUUUUUAUUGGAAAUGCUAAAAUUGUAACAACCACACUUUGAAAAAGCGUUGUCUCCAUUUUAUCUUUCUAAUACACCUCCAUACAAAACUAAAAGAAAAAUUAAAUCACUCCAAUUUUAUUAGUUAAAAGAAAAUAUUUUAAGUAAAACCCACAAAAGAAAUAGUUUCAAAAACUAAAUAAAAAAAUAAAAUUUAAAUAUAAUGUUAGAAUUUUAAGAAAUCAGCAAAUAUUAAGAAAGCAAGAAAAAGAAUCAAGCCUAUUAAGCACAAAGUCGAAAUAUAAGAACAAUUAUUUUUGUUUAAAAAAGCAAACAAAAACAUAAAACAAAACUAACAAAUUAAAGUCAACGAAGUAAAGGCCAGUCGCAUAGCAAUAAAGAACCUCCAGCAGAAGACAGACAGAAAAGCAAAAAACAAAAAAACAAAAACGACAAAAGAAAAUUUAAAACGUUUCAGACGUUUAAAAUUGUACAAUGUCAAAAUAUUUCAUUAAUACAACAACAAAUGCCAAUGCUGUAGCCACAAGUAAUGUUUAUCAAGUCAAUCAAAAUGUGGGUACAACAACAACAUCAAACACCUCCUCUGUCUCUGCUGCAGGAAACUCCAGUGCUAUACGAAAAUUAUUUUGUGAAAAGAACACUUCUUCAGCAUCGGCUUCAACAAGAGGUUCAUCGUCGUCUAGUGCUAAAACAACAAGAAUUUUUAUGACAACAAAUCAAACGCAUCAUCAGUUGCAGCAACAAAAUGCGUCCAAUAACAACAACAACAUGGCUACACAUUUGUUAGAUCAUGGUUAUGGUGUUACCCUAACCCCGCCAACAGUAGCGACCAAUGUAGUGGUGGGUCAACAACAACAAACGACCUUAACCAACUCAUCCUCCGCCUCCUCUGCACCAACAUCGGGAACAGUUGCUGUUUCUGUUACUUCAAAUACAAUACCUGCCUCGCAACAACCACAACAACAACAAAAAUUCAAGCCUACCGAUAUGACACAAUAUUACAAGGUAAAACGGCGUAUACCUAUGAAUGAUAGUCAUCCGAAGAAACAGGCCAAACAAAGUCUACAACAUCAGACCCCUUAUCAACAGCAGCAACAACAACCACAACAGCAACAUAAUGUUAUUAUACGUUCAAACACUAACAAACAGCAAACACCUCAGAUUCAUCAUCAACAGCAGCAACAACAACAGCAACUUUCAUUAAAUUUUGCCACGCCAUCACCACAACCACCCAGACCACCAUCAUCUGCUUCCUCGACAUCAUCGUCAUCGGCCUUAAUGGCACCAAAUUUUCUCUAUAAAAUCGGUACAGCCUCUUCCAAUAGUCACGGUGUUAAUAAUACUGGCUCUUCUGCCAAACGCACACCUGAAGGUAAUCGUGCCGACACCUCGUUGGGUAUAUUAACGAAAAAAUUCGUAGAUCUUUUACAAGAAUCACCCGAUGGUGUGGUCGAUUUAAAUGAUGCCUCAACCAAAUUGGCCGUACAAAAACGUCGUAUUUACGAUAUCACCAAUGUACUAGAGGGUAUUGGUAUACUGGAGAAGAAAUCGAAAAACAAUAUACAAUGGAAAUGUGGCAAUUCGCUGUUGACAUCGGAACGCUCGAAUGAUAUUAAAUUGGAGAAUGAACGUCUCGAACAGAAGGAGAAUGAACUGAAUAUGUUGAUUGAUGAAAUACGUAAUGAAUUGCAUGGCGAAAUUUCGCGUAAUGAUCAAUUGGCAUAUGUGACGCACAGCGAUCUAUUGAAUGUCGAUCUGUUUAAGGAUCAAAUUAUUAUAGUUAUUAAAGCACCACCAGAAGCAAAACUUGUGUUACCUGAUUCUCUUAAUCCUCGUGAGAUACAUGUUAAGGCGGAAAAUAAUGGUGAAAUCAAUGUAUUCCUUUGUCAUGAUAACUCACCGGAAAAUUCACCCAAUUUCGGUUCCUCCUCUUUGGCUCAACGUCAUGCGGCUGCAGCAUUGCAACAACGUCAUCAUGAUGCCUUGAUUACUGAUAUGGAGGACGAAAAACGUCAUAGAUUAGGCUUACCAGCUGUAACAGCACAACCUUUAGCAUCUACAUAUCCGGCGGCAGCCACCAACUUGGUACCACGUUCGGCUCAACGUAAUCUUAGCAAGUCAAUAGAAGCAGCAGCUCAACAAGAGGCUGCAUCGCUUAUCGAAGUUAACUACCCAACUCAGGACCAACAACAACAGCAGCAGCAACAUCAUCAUCUGCAGCAGCAUGAACAGUCAAAUUCUUCUUCAUUAUUAAAUGAAGAUGAUUUUAAUAUGUUCCCCUCCAUAACAAGGCCGGUUAUAACACAGGUAUUAGGCGAACAGCAUCAACAAAGGACACAACAAAUGCAAAAUUCCCAGGAACAAAAGUUAACAGCCGAGGAGGAGGAUGCUUUGGCUUCCUAUCAAAGUUUAAUUGUUUGUUCCAAUCAACAACAACAACAGCAGCAACGUCGUCAUACCGCUGAAAGUAAUCCAGAUAGUAAUGAUUCUAAUCAAACCCUUACGCUUACUAGUUGUAGUAGCACAACGAAUAGGAGCCUGUUGUCGUCAUCGAAAAAAACUGGUUUACGAAAAGAUGUUACUUUGGUGAAUUGUGCAAUGGAACAGCAACAGCAGCAAAAAAGUUUAUUAACUGGCAGUACAACAUCCUCUUCGGCAUCGUCGUCAACGUCUUCGUCACAAGUUCCAUCGAAUAAUUCCUCAUCGGCCACUUCGCCACAGCAUCAGCAACAGCAGCAAGACAAUUCCACAACACAUUUGAAUUAUGAAACUUUGACACAUAAUAAUCAACAACAAUUGCAAACAACAACCACCGCAGGCGGUCAACAUCAACAACAAUUGCAACAGUACCAUCAUCACCAGGAUCAGCAUCAGCAAUUGCAGCAACAUCUCGAUAAUAGUAUCGUUGUUGGUAAUUCUUCUUCAUCGCAUAAUGAUGAUCAUCUUGCACACAUGCAUGUUUCAAAUUCGAAUUGUAGUUCAGGCGUCCGGAACGCUUUAAUUUCGGAUAGUGUCAACCUUAGUCCCACAACCUAUAACUAUUUUGAAGACUUGCCGCCUUUGUUGCCCAUUGAACCGCCAUUGGAUGGUUUAUAUAAUUUCUCUUUAGAUCAGUCAGAGGGUCUUAAUGAUCUAUUCCAUGAUUUUGUAUAAACAAACACCCGCCCUCUUGUCCCAACUAAAACACAUCUAUUCAACUCCCCUACUCUCCCCUCCCCCUUGGAAAGUUAAUCCAACCAAAUUUGUUGUUUCUUUUAUUUUUAAAUAUAAUUUUUUUUAUUAUAAUUUUAAAUUAUAAAAGAAAUUCAAUAUAAAUAUAUAUAUUUUUUUCAUAUUUUUAAAAUUAAAACAAACAAAAAACUAGUAUGUAAUAGUUAAAAAUUAAAAACACACACAAAUAUAUAACUACAUAUAUAGUCUGAAGCGAAAAGAAAAAAAACAAUGAAAAAAAGCAAAUAAAUUAUAAAAUUAAUUUAUAAUACAGAAAGUAAAGAAAAAUUAAUUUAGUCAUACAAAAAAAAAAAACAAGUUUGUAAAUUCUAAAAUCAGGUUUUCAAUUUACAUAAAUAAAUCUAUUUAAAUAGAAUAUUUGUAAUUUAUAUUAAAACUCUCACCUACACAAAUAAAACCAACCACAAUAUCAGUGUAAAAUUUUCC